Messenger RNA from Zophobas morio, 1648 nucleotides. RefSeq lists its product as uncharacterized. The transcript has 2 exons. The record is from RefSeq and is a predicted model, not a curated record. Bases 368 to 1594 code for a protein of 408 amino acids. NCBI's taxonomy places the organism in Eukaryota, Metazoa, Arthropoda, Insecta, Coleoptera, Tenebrionidae.
AUGUUCACUUCUCCUCCUUGGUAAUCUGAGUUAGAUAUCAAGUUAAGUAGACUCUAUUAAUAUAUACUUGACAUUCACACGAACACAUCUUGUUAUCGUCCCACUCAAAUUAAAUAAAAUUGAUUGUGCAAUAACAAAUAAAUUUAUAUUGUGAGUGUCGAGUAGAACAAUAAAAGUGAAAGCACGUAAUUUUUGUGUAUAGUAGUUAUCUAACUUUAUUUGUUGAUGCGACGUGUUUUUAAAUAAUCUGUGAAAAAAAAAAUAAUUGAAUACUUUUACUGUUCAGUGUACUAGUAAAUUUGCAAUCUGCUUCACACAGUUAAGUUAAAUUUUACCAACUAAAGGUUUAGCAAUUAUCAACUCCAUAAUGACGUUAGCAGCAAGGACUAGAAGCGAAAUAAAGACAUGGUUAGAAACACUCUUGAAAAACGAGAAUAUAGAUAACUUGGAUUUCACAAUUUCCGGAAAUUCUGAACAAGGCGAUGGUUAUGUCGGGGACAUACUUUUCGUCGAAGUGUGUGGAACAACGAAAGAUGAAACAAAAAAUUAUAACCUCGUUCUUAAAUGUUCAAAACGUAGCCAAGCUCUGAGAGAAAAAUCGCCAGUGAAGGAAGCUUUUUUGAGUGAAAUAUAUUUCUACGAUAUUGUGUUUCCGAGUUUCAGGAAAUUCCAGCACGACAGAAAUAUUACAGAACCGUUUGAGAAAGUACCAAAGUGUUACGGUACUUUAACCACUGGUGAUACAGAAGUGCUUGCUUUAGAAAACUUGAAAAACAGAGGUUACUUUCUGUGGGAUAAAACAAAACCAUUAACCAGACCAUAUAUUGAUUUGAUAGUUAAAGAAUAUGGAAAAUUUCAUGCAGUAUCUAUUGCAAUGCAAGAUCAAGAACCCGAAAUAUUUCAAAAGCUAGUCGGCGGUUUAGACCAUGUACUUAAAAGGUUUUUUCAAGCCUCAACUGAGAUGUAUAACAACAUGGGAGGCGCUAUUGUAGAAAUUUGUGACUUGUUGAAGGGUGAACUGGAUGAUCGAAUUCUACACAAAUGGUACGAAUUAAACCAACAAGUGGAACCCUUUUAUACCAAAGCUUGUGAACCUUUGGAAGGGAUGAAUGUGAUAACUCACGGCGACUGUUGGUGUAAUAAUUUCAUGCACUAUAAUAAGGAUGGUAAGCCCUUAACGGCCGCGAUGCUAGACUGGCAGAUGAUGACAUAUUCUCCACCUAUUUUCGAUUUGUCUUACUUCUUGUUUGCUUGUCUAUCAGAAGACGAUAUCAACGAUAUGGACACUAUAUUGGAGUACUACUUCGAAUUUCUGACAGAUCAUUUAGAAAAACUGGGAAGUUCAAAGUCACUUUAUGCUAGAGAACAUUUUUUAGAGGACUGGAGAAAGUAUAACAAGUUUGGACUUUUAAUGGCACCAGUGAUUCAUAAAUUUUGUUUGUCUGAAAAAAACGAUGCUCCAGAUAUGACUGAGGCAGCUGAAAAAGGAGAAGAUAUUUUAAAAGUUUUUAUGAAACCCAUCAAGAAUAUCAAGAAAUAUAAAGAAAGAAUGAAGUACAUUGUAAAAUAUUCAGUAGAAAAUAAUAUAAUUUAAAAAUGUAAUUCUGAAAAUCAAUGUAUGGCACGGAAAUAUAAUACAACGGACAUA